Molecule: messenger RNA, 2379 nt
Organism: Daktulosphaira vitifoliae (grape phylloxera)
Lineage: Eukaryota; Metazoa; Arthropoda; Insecta; Hemiptera; Phylloxeridae
Gene: TTLL5
Product: tubulin polyglutamylase TTLL5
Exons: 12
Coding region: 169-2184 (671 amino acids)
Biological process (GO): protein polyglutamylation; microtubule cytoskeleton organization
Cellular component (GO): cilium
Molecular function (GO): tubulin-glutamic acid ligase activity; tubulin binding
Source: RefSeq, a predicted model, not a curated record
UAAACAUACAGAUAAGACCCCAAAACUGACUCUUUAGGUAAAGUUAAAAGAAAUGAAUAUUUUUAUUAGUUUUAUUUUUCUAAUAACAGUAAGUGGUAGGCAUUUUGAUAAUCAGUCUUUGUGAUUCUCUGUUAUUUUAUUUUGUAACAUAAAUCUUACAAAAAAAAAAUGGUUGAGGUAAAUAAAACUGAAGAUGAAGAAUUCAAAAAGUACAUUUUCAAAUCAUCUACGGGUAUAGACACAUGCAUUUUCCAUGCGGCGGCGUUGGAAAGAUAUUUAUAUGAAGUUCCUUGGAAAACAGUUAAUUUAUCGUAUAAACUAUUAAAUGUUGAUUCAAGACUACUGUCUACUUUGCUUGAAAAUCAUGGAUUUCGAGAGGUCAGCUCUAAUUCGAACGAUUUCAAUUUAAUGUGGUCAAACAAUCUUGUCAAGACCGAAAUUAUUAGUUCACUGAAAUCAUUUCAACGUGUAAAUCAUUUUCCAAGAUCUUGUGAGCUUACCAGAAAAGAUAAACUAUACAAAAAUAUAGAGAAGAUGAGUCACCAAAAUGGAAUAAAAAAUUUUUCUUUCAUACCCGAGACUUAUAUCAUGCCCAAAGAUUACAAUAACUUCAUCAUUAACCAAUAUAAACAUAGAGGACUCUGGAUUGUGAAACCUUUUGAUUUAUCUCGAGGAAGAGGCAUCACAAUUAUUGAUUAUCCAUUCAAUGAAGUACAGCGUCAAUGUUUGAAAGAAAAUGUGGUUGUAUUGAAGUACGUGGAUAAUCCACUAUUGGUAAAUGGAUAUAAAUGGGAUCUUCGAUUAUACGUUUUAGUUACAUCAUUCAAUCCGCUAAUCAUUUAUUUAUAUGAAGAAGGUUUGGCUCGAUUUGCUACAGUCAAAUAUGAUUAUGAACGAAAAAAUGUCAACAACAAACAAAUGCACUUGUGCAAUUAUAGUAUCAACAAGCAUAGUCCAAACUAUAUAAAAAAUUCUGAUCCCAAGAAAGAAAAUGUGGGUCAUAAAUGGUCAAUGAGCGCUCUACUAAAUUACUUGCGAAAAAAUUAUUUAAUUGAUACAAAAACUUUAAUGUCUGAAAUUGAAGAUAUCGUAAUAAAAACUAUAAUAAGUGGUGCAGCUCAAAUGCUACCGGCUAUUAACUGUUUUGUACCUCACAGCCAAAACUGUUUUGAGCUAUAUGGGUUCGAUAUCUUAGUAGAUGACAAACUGAAACCUUGGUUAAUUGAAGUCAACUUAUCACCAUCACUGGGAAUAGAUUCAACAUUGGAUAGUAAAAUAAAAAGUUCAAUGUUGUGUGAUUUAUUUACGUUAAUUGGCAUUCCAAUAAUAGAUCCUACAAUAUUCGAUCAUUCAAAUAAGUUUGUAACUUCAAUGAGAAGACCCAAAUCAAGCAUUCUGAAAAAAAAUUUAUCACAUAAUAACAAUUUAAAAUACGACGAAAAACGAUUGCUUCUUCAUACUAUUGACCAAAAUCGUAGGAGUAGAGGGUUUAUAAGAAUUUAUCCCACAAAAGUAACGUGCAAAAAAUAUACACCAUACUUGGACAAUAUUUAUGGAGUACCAAGAGGAUCAACCUUACCACCAUUUUAUGUCAAGCUUAUGAAAAAUUAUAAUUGUUUAUUAAGCCUUACACUCUUCAGUGAACAUACAUCAUUUGACCUAAGUGUGGAUAGACAAGAUCGGUAUGAGCGAUCAUUAAGAGAUUGUAAUUAUCAUAUUGAUAAUAAAAAUAAUAAUGUUAAUAACGAAUGCGACGUAAUUGAACUGAAAAAUGCUGUGUUUACUUAUUUAAAAAAUGGAUUUUUAAUUAGUAAAAAUCAAAUUAGACAGAUUUUUGUGAGGUAUUUAAUUUACAUAUCUGAAAAUUUAAAAAGAUUCACUAUGGAAAAGGAUAGCCAACCUAGUACAGAAUUCACGUGGCUGUUGUUUUUAAAGAUUUCAAAAAAAUUAAAUGUUCCACUAAAAACUAAGAGCUCAAACUAUAUUUGGUCAAAAAAUCAAAAUGUACUAGAAGUUAUACGUCUAAUGGAAAUUUUAAUACUGAAAUACAACAAUUAUAAACCAGAAAUGUUCAAUGACAUAAAAAAUCCCCAAGAUUAUGUACCUCAAAAACUGAUGAAUUUAUUCCUUUCUUAUGCUAAAAAAGAAGAUAUAGAAGAUUUAAUUGAAUUUCAUCAUGUAUAAAUUCCAAUUAUGGUUUGAAAUUGAUUAACUUUAUUGUAAAUAAUUUUGCCAUGGUUUUUAACAAUUUACAUAUUUUUUUAAAGAAUUUUCUGAGUGCAAUUUCUAAAAUAUCCAAUUAAAUAUUUUCAAGAAUACUGAACUUUAUUUAUAACGAUUUAAAUUUUAUUUUGUAAUAAAAAAAAUGAAUAUUAUACU